Molecule: messenger RNA, 654 nt
Organism: Macrosiphum euphorbiae (potato aphid)
Lineage: Eukaryota; Metazoa; Arthropoda; Insecta; Hemiptera; Aphididae
Source: the annotation of a GenBank genome assembly
AUGCGCUCAAGGCACUCACUGCCGUCCGCAGUUGGGGCCGCCGCCCACCGUUUGCCGCUCGAAAGCGGUUCGGUGUGCAAAAUAUUGGUAUUAGGCCGCCCGAUGCGAAACUGUCGGUUGGUCGGCGGAAAUCGCCGCCAUCUGACCCCUCCUCGACAAUUUCCGGGGGCUUUAACGAAUAAACUUCAUAUUUACGAGAACACGAGACCCGCAGACUCUCGGCAAGACGGGGGGACGGUCGGACCCCAAUCACGCGGCACUGCCGCGAGCCAGUCUCCCGGCCCGAUACCAGUCUUCCGGUCGGCAUCAUGCCCUCAGCGCGUUGCGGUUACAGAAAAUCCGUACUCCACAGAAGCAGUCUCGUCGAGAUUUUAUGAUUUCGCAUGCGUUCGACCGGUGGCCCGCGGGCCGGGCUCUGUCCGCGGCAGGUCCAUCCCGGACGGUGACGGGAUAUUCCUGGUCCGCGGGGACUGGGCUGUCCACCCCGCGCGGGCCAGGUCUUAUUUACAGUGCUGUGCCGAGUCCCUCAGUCCUUGGGCCUGGACCGAGGGUACAGUUACCCGGGAGCGCCUUCAAGCCCGUCCGCACCGACUGCCGUUGGCAACAAGUGCGGGUAGCUCAGAGAGACCCCGGCAUAUCAUUAGAUUUGGAUAA